AAUUAUUUUUAAAUUUUAUAACUAGAUACAGAAGAAACAGAAAAGCACAAAAUAUUGCAUAUAACCCCACUAUGCAGAGAAGACCAGUUAACAAUCUGAUGCCACUUUAACUUUUGCAGAACUUGGAAUUGAACCCAGGGGCACUCUACCACUGCUUUACACGCAGCCCUUUUAAGACAAGGUCUUGCUAAUUGAGUUGCCCAUGCUCUCUGGCCUCGAAUUUGUGAUCCUCCAGAGUAGCUAGAAUUACAGGUGCAACCAAUCACGGUUCGUAUUUUUUUCCGGUACCGCGGAUUGAACCAGGGGUGCUUAACAACUAAUACACUAUUCCUAUACCUUUUAUCAUUUAUUUUGAGACAGGGUCUCACUAAACUGACGCUGGCCUCAAAUUUGUGAUUCUUCUGCCUCAACCUCCCGGAGUCCCAGGAUUACAGACGUCCGCCACUGUGCCCAGUUCAUAUUUUACUUCUUAAAGGCGAGCGCCCUCUUCUGUUUGGCUAAAUUCUUACUGGAAGCAGCAUGUCGCUGGGGAAGGUUUCGCAGGUGCUAGUUGAGGACUGAGAUUUAAGCACUUGUCAUUUCAACGAACGAAAAUAAUGGACAGAGAAGAUUGCAUGAUCUCCGAAUUAGAAAGUCGGGCCUCGGAAGUGACACGACUUUUCAGUAGGUUCUGCGAAAAGAAGCAGGAAUCGAGAAGGCCCCGACGGGCGAGGAGCGGUCACAGAUGUCUCAGCAGCCAAUUAAAGCACUAGCAGCCGGGGGGCGGAGCCUGAGAGAGGCCGGACCUGCGGAGGCGCGGCCUUAUGACGCGACGUCACACUUCCCUGUCUGGCAGACUAUUGGUUCCCUUUUACCAUCCUUUUCCGGGGCAAGGGAAACUAGUCUCAGAGCCGGAAGUGAGGUACCUUCGAGUUCCAGAUAGCGGUGGCGCUUAAAGCUGAGUGAUCCUGGUACCAUUGGAGACGCCCUGCUCCUCCAUUCAGGCUCCAUCCUGAGCUAGGAGAAGCCCCCAGAAUUCUGGCGACCUAUAGAAGAGAAUUGAGUCAGAUCGCAGCGUAUCCGGCGCACCACCAAAGAGCCGAAUCAGAGGGCCCCCGGAAACCCGCCUCCAGGAGGGGUCGGGAAGUCUCUCCAAGGUGGAAGAAGCCUGCAGGAACAGCCCUGGGGCGGAGACGRGGCCAUGGCCACGCCUCCGGGGGCCGGCCCCGCUACUUUGCGCUUCGCCGCGGCAGCCAGCUGGCAAGUAGUGCGCCAACGCAGCGUGGAGCACUUUCCGAGAGUACUAGAAUUUUUGGGAUCCCUGCGCGCUGCUGCUCCAGGCUUGGUUCGCUACCGGCACCAUGAACGCCUUUGUAUGGGCCUAAAGGCCAAGGUGGUGGUGGAGCUGAUCCUUCAGGGCCGGCCUUGGCCCCAGGUCCUGAAUGCCCUGAAUCACCACUUCCCAGAAUCUGGACUUGUAGUGCGGGACCCUAAAGCUACAAAGCAGGAUCUGAGGAAGAUUUUGGAGGCACAGGAGACUUUUUGCCAGCAGGUGAAGCAGCUGUCAGAGGUCCCUGUAGAUUUGGCUUCAAAGCUGCAGGAACUUAAACAAGAGUAUGGGGAACCCUUUCUGGAUGCUAUGGAAAAGCUGUUUUUUGAAUACAUGUGUCAGCUGGAAAAAGCAUUGCCUUCAGUGCAGACACAGCAGCUUCAGGAUGUGCUGAGUUGGAUGCAGCCUGGAGUUUCUAUCACCUCUUCUGUUGCCUUGAGCCAAUAUGGUGUGGACAUGGGGUGGCCACUUCCAGAGUGCUCUGUUUCUGAUUCAGUGAACCUGACAGAGAUGGAACAAAAUCCUCCUCUGCAACAGGCACUAGCACCCCAUAGUCCUCUGCCAAAAGCCAAGCCUGGCCCUCAGGGACCAGCUUCAAGGAAGCACCCAGAACGUUUGGCAGGCCACCACUUCAAUUUGGCUCCUCUGGGCCAGCGAAGAACCCGGUCCCAAUGGACAUCUGCUAGGGAAGGCCAUAAGGAGCGCCCAAUGGUCAUGCUGUUCCCCUUUAGAAAUUUGGGCACACCAACCCAGGUCAUAUCUAAAUCUGACAGCAGGGAAGAGCACGGAAUUCAUACAGUAGACCCAUCAGAUGCUGUGGGCACAAGAACAGCCAUCACGGGGAAGUCUAAGAGUCCAUCUCAGAUCCUGGGGGAAAGUGCUCUAAAGGAGAACCCUGCUGACUUAUCUGCCUCAGAGCAAAAAGAGAAUUGCUUGGAUUGCUAUAUUGACCCACUGAGACUAUCCUUAUCACCUCCUAGGGCCAAGAAUCCAGUGUGUUCCCCAUCUCUGUGCAGCUCUGUCAUUACCAUAGGAGACUUGGUUUUGGACUCUGAUGAGGAAGAAAAUAGCCAGAGAGAAGGAAAGGAGUCUCUGGAAAACUAUCAGAAGACAAAGUUUGACACUCUGAUUCCUACCUUCUGUGAAUAUCUCCCCACUUCUGGCCCCAAUAUGGUGCCCACUGCUUCCUGUGACCACCUACGCAGCUCUAGACCCUUGUGAUAGCACUGGAAUGCCCUCUUCCUCCUUGGUCUUUAGGCAGUUUAGUGGGAAUGAAGUGGAAACCAGAUUUGGAUUGUCUGACUACAUUACUAAGAACUUUGUGAUGCUUGAUAAUUAAACUUUAGAUUUGUUACAACA
Molecule: messenger RNA, 2668 nt
Organism: Urocitellus parryii (Arctic ground squirrel)
Lineage: Eukaryota; Metazoa; Chordata; Mammalia; Rodentia; Sciuridae
Gene: Tinf2
Product: TERF1 interacting nuclear factor 2
Biological process (GO): telomere capping; regulation of telomere maintenance via telomere lengthening
Cellular component (GO): shelterin complex
Molecular function (GO): telomeric repeat DNA binding
Source: RefSeq, a predicted model, not a curated record